CUCUGAUGCCAGAGGCCUGGCCUGGGCAGCGCUGAGUGUUUUCUCAUCCCCUGGGAGCAGAGCAAGGCAUGGGCCUGCCCCUGCUGCUGCCCCUGCUGCUGCUGCCAGCACCCCUGCAGGCUGGUAGCUCAGCAGGAUCCAACUCAAUGCACAGCCUUUGGGUCCAGCAACCUGAGCACCUCUCAGCCCCUGAGGGUGGCUCCAUUCACAUCCCCUUCUCCUUCCAUCACCCCUGGGAGCUGGCCGAGGUUCCUGAUGUGAGGAUUUUCUGGAGAUGGAAACAAUUCCACGGAGCGUUCAUCUAUAACACAACCCCACUUUUCAUCCAUGAGGAUUUCAAGAAGCGGCUGGUCCUGCACUGGGCAGAGGAUUGUAGUAAUGGCUCCCUCCAGAUCUUGAACCUGCGGAGUGAGGAUCAAUCUACGUACUUCUGCAGGGUCCAGUUGAACACACGGAACCAUGGCAAGAGUAUCUGGCAGUCCAUCCGCGGGACCAGACUCAACAUCACCAUGGCCAACAACACAACUACCACAGUUGACCUCAGUGCGUCUGGGUCCCUGCGUUCAGAAGCUGUAUUUAAAGUGGCACUGGUGGGUUCUGUGCUCAAAAUUGCAAUUUUGGGACUGAUUGUCUACCUCUGGUGGAAGAAAAGCAAAGGUCUGCGCGCUGGCGUUAUAACCCCGGCCAGGACAACGUAGAGACCCCAAGCUGGACCCCAAGUUCUUACUCUAGAUGAAUCUUCUAUGCCUCCCUCACCCUCUCCAGUUCAAUCUCACCAGCAACACCUUCCAACCGGAGCCCCCAGGAGGUGAUCCUAUACUCCACCUUAAAGGCCUAAGGAGUGGGACUGAAUGACCUCCCUGGAGUAAGCUGCACAGAAGGAUCACGGCUUCCCAUAACUCCAGCCAGACACACAGGGCUCAGAAGCCAGCAUGCGCUGAAGACCACUAAGGACCUGAGAGAAAAACCUUCUGCUACAAUUCCCUCCCCUUUGUCUAUCUCCUUAGUAGGAUAUAAUCUGAGAGCUCAGCCUUAUAGUCCCACAACCUAGAACAGUGCUGAGAUAUUGCAGGUGUCAAUUAUUCGUUGAAUGAAUGAAGGA
Molecule: messenger RNA, 1102 nt
Organism: Talpa occidentalis (Iberian mole)
Lineage: Eukaryota; Metazoa; Chordata; Mammalia; Eulipotyphla; Talpidae
Product: paired immunoglobulin-like type 2 receptor beta
Exons: 6
Coding region: 69-698 (209 amino acids)
Molecular function (GO): MHC class I protein binding
Source: RefSeq, a predicted model, not a curated record